AUGACGAAGGGAGCUGGAUAUGUCAAGAAGGCAGUUGCAUGUGUAGGCGAAAGUAGAGGCCUAUCACAAUCAUGGUCGUACUUAGCAGGACGCUUUCAUAGCUAUAUUAUCGCUAAUUUGUUUCGGGGAGGCCCGGCAUUAUUUCUUAUCACCACGACACCGCUAGGAACGUGUUGCACUGUCGUUCCUCUUGUCGAACUUCAUCAUUCGGUACAGCUUCUUGCGACGAAAUCCACAGAUGUUUUCCUAAUUGUAUUCAGACAUCACAUAACUAUUACCACUCUUCAACUACAGUUGAAAGCAAUUCGCAAUGCAAUGUCCUCUACGCGUCUGCAGAACGGUUAUAUCAUUAAUAUCAUAAAGGAGGGAUCAAACCCGUCAUACCGCGGAGAUUUGACUAUCUAUGUCUGUGUGAAAGUGGGUAUGAAUGUGGGUGUAGGCAGGGAUGUAGAACUGCUGUUCUGCUAUUCAUUUCAACGGCAAGCUAAUAGCUGUGUAGAGCUGGCGCCUUUGGAGUAUAGCCAAAUUUCCAUCCCGACUAAACUUUCCCUAAAUAAGUUGAUGAUGUCAACAUACCUAUCGUGCACUUCUCUAGCAGCGAAGAUAACAGCCACUAAAUGCAUUAUUCAAGCAGCGAUUGUGGGAGAUAGAUUGAAUGCUAGAUAUGUGGGGUGUAAGUGCGGUCGAGUUCUUGGUUGUUGUUUGACGGUGUUUGUGGUUCCAGAGGAGGGUGCUGGCAGUAUUGGUUUUGUUAUUGCGUAA
This is a messenger RNA of Cercopithifilaria johnstoni, 762 nucleotides long. The record is from the annotation of a GenBank genome assembly. NCBI's taxonomy places the organism in Eukaryota, Metazoa, Nematoda, Chromadorea, Rhabditida, Onchocercidae.